AGCAAGAUAGGGCAAAAGGGCACUCGAAACGAUCUCUUAUAUCUUUAAAUAAUCGGGGUUUCCCAGCUGGAUGUUUUUGUUAAGGUUACUGGAUAAAAAAAGGAUGAAAUUUGACAGAGAGAAUUGCUUGUGGGAGUAGGGCAUGCUGAGGUAUUUUUCACAGCCUUGCAAGGCCAGGCCAGAUCAGAGCAGGCCACCAUUUCGAUUUUCCACCUGUCCAGGUACCCUUCUUUUGCUGAGGUGACGCAAAUAAGGGUCCAACAGCAAUCCGAGGAAGGUGGUGACGUGCGGGGCAAAUCGAGGCGCAUAAGGGGCAGGUGUCCUGGCUCAAAAGACCUUUCCUUUGCUUCUCUUUUGCCGGAAUUCUUCUCCUUUUUUACUUCCUCAUCUGCCCACCUAAAGAAAGAUAUUUCCUUUUUCUCUAUUCGCACCUCAUUGUCCUGAAUUAUUAUAAUAAUAAAAAUAAAAAUAAAAAUAAAAAACCCUCAUCACCAAGGACAACCCUCUUGACGCCAAGACAUUGCAAUUUGCAGAGAUUAUGAUGGCCUUUUCUGCAUCCGGCGAUACCUGAAAGGACCCAUCUAACGGUUCUGCUUCUUUUGCUUCGUCACCUAGAGUGUACGGUUUGUGGUUAGAGUUUAGAAGAAACCUUGGCUUCAGGAAAGAUGAAUGGAGCUGUGCUUGUAGCUGUUGCUGCUGCUAUUGGCAACUUAUUGCAAGGAUGGGAUAAUGCAACCAUCGCAGGGGCUGUUUUAUACAUAAAAAGGGAAUUUCAUUUGGAAAGUGAACCUACUAUUGAAGGAUUAAUCGUGGCUACAUCACUUGUUGGAGCCACAUUAAUUACUACGUGUUCUGGACCCAUAUCUGAUUGGCUAGGCCGCCGUCCUUUGUUGAUAAUCUCAUCAAUACUUUAUUUUGUUAGUGGUCUUGUAAUGUUAUGGUCUCCCAAUGUUUACGUUCUGCUUUUGGCAAGGCUUUUGGACGGAUUUGGCAUUGGUUUGGCAGUAACUCUUGUUCCAGUUUAUAUAUCUGAGACGGCACCACCUGAAAUAAGGGGGUUGUUGAAUACCCUUCCCCAGUUCACUGGAUCUGGUGGAAUGUUUCUGUCAUAUUGCAUGGUGUUCGGAAUGUCCUUGAUGGAGGCUCCAAGUUGGAGAGUGAUGCUUGGAGUUCUUUUUAUUCCCUCAAUCAUCUAUUUUCUAUUGACUGUAUUUUUCUUGCCUGAGUCUCCAAGGUGGCUUGUAAGUAAAGGACGGAUGCUUGAGGCCAAGAAGGUUCUGCAGAGGCUCCGUGGCAGAGAAGAUGUUUCUGGUGAGCUGGCUUUACUGGUUGAGGGACUUGGAGUUGGGACUGACAUAUCAAUAGAAGAGUACAUAAUUGGCCCUGCCAACGAUUUCACAGAUGACCAUGAUAUAGCUGCCGACAAAGAUCAUAUCAAGUUAUAUGGGCCUGAACAAGGUCACUCCUGGGUUGCCAGACCUGUCAGUGGGCGGAGUGCUAUUGGUUUUGCAUCUAGGCAUGGAAGCAUGGCAAACCAGAGUCUAGCUCUCAUGGAUCCUCUUGUCACCCUUUUUGGUAGUGUCCAUGAGAAGCUCCCUGAACAAGGAAGCAUGAGAAGCAUGCUUUUCCCUCACUUUGGAAGCAUGUUCAGUGUAGGAGGGAAUCAUCCUAGAAAUGAAGAUUGGGAUGAGGAGAGCCAAGCCAGAGAUGGUGAGGAUUAUGCAUCUGAUGGUGCUGCUGGUGAUUCUGAUGACAAUUUGCAGAGUCCGUUGAUCUCACGUCAGGCGACAAGCAUGGACAAGGACAUGGUCCCACCUGCCCAUGGAAGCAUGUCAAGCAUGAGACACGGGAGUCUAAUUACAGGAAAUGCUGGAGAUCCAGUUGGUAACACAGGGAUUGGUGGUGGUUGGCAGCUGGCAUGGAAAUGGUCCGAGAGAGAAGGUCAAGAUGGAAAGAAGGAAGGGGGCUUUAAGAGAAUUUAUUUGCAUCAAGAGGGAGCCCCUGGUUCACGGCGUGGAUCUCUGGUUUCUCUGACUGGUGCUGAUGCCCAUGCAGACAGUGAAUACAUCCAGGCUGCUGCUCUGGUGAGUCAAUCAGCUCUUUAUCCCAAGGAGCUUGUGAAUGAGAAUCCAGUUGGACCAGCUAUGGUCCACCCAUCUGAAACUGUAGCUAAAGGACCAAGCUGGAGAGAUCUUUUUGAACCAGGAGUCAAGCAUGCCUUGGCUGUUGGUGUGGGAAUUCAAAUACUUCAGCAGUUCGCAGGCAUAAAUGGGGUUCUCUACUAUACUCCUCAAAUUCUUGAGCAGGCAGGAGUUGGAGUUCUUCUUUCAAACUUGGGCCUCAGUUCAGCUUCUACAUCUCUGCUUAUCAGCGCCCUUACAACAUUGUUGCUGAUCCUUUGUAUAGCUGUUGCCAUGAGGCUCAUGGAUAUCUCUGGGAGAAGGACUUUGCUGCUCACCACCAUACCCGUGUUGAUCAUAUCCCUCAUUUUGUUAGUCCUUGGAAGCUUGGUGGAUAUGGGCAGUGUUGUUAAUGCAUCAAUCUCAACUGUUAGCGUUGUGCUCUACUUCUGUUUUUUCGUCAUGGGUUUUGGGCCAAUUCCCAACAUAUUAUGUGCAGAGAUCUUCCCUACUCGUGUUCGUGGCCUUUGCAUAGCCAUAUGCGCCCUUACUUUCUGGAUUUGCGACAUCAUUGUGACAUAUACACUCCCAGUUAUGCUUAAAUCUAUCGGCCUUGCUGGUGUUUUUGGCUUAUAUGCAAUCGUGUGCAUCAUAUCAUUUGUGUUUGUCUACUUGAAAGUUCCAGAGACCAAGGGCAUGCCUCUGGAAGUGAUUUCCGAGUUCUUUGCCGUUGGAGCAAAGCAGGCUGCAGCUGCUAAGGAAAACUGAAUCCAAGCACCUAUGGAUAGAAAAAGUUUUGACAGUUGCUGUAUUUGUUCUGUUAUUUUUGUAGAAAAAGCACACCAUCCAUUUGCCCCUUCCUUUUGUGAUUUUAUUUUACAUUACUGUAAGAGUUCUUUUUUCUACUCCAUGCUGAAAUGUUUGAAUACGCCUCAUGUCAUGUUAGCUAAGAGUGGGGAUGAUCAAUGAUGUAUGAGAAAAUACAAGGAAUAAUUUUGGAUUUGGAAGAGU
Molecule: messenger RNA, 3131 nt
Organism: Populus euphratica (Euphrates poplar)
Lineage: Eukaryota; Viridiplantae; Streptophyta; Magnoliopsida; Malpighiales; Salicaceae
Product: monosaccharide-sensing protein 2-like
Exons: 7
Coding region: 666-2888 (740 amino acids)
Biological process (GO): transmembrane transport
Cellular component (GO): membrane
Molecular function (GO): transmembrane transporter activity
Source: RefSeq, a predicted model, not a curated record